AUGUAUCGAAAUCCAUAUCAAUGGUAUGCGCCAACUCUCGAUGCUUCCAUGGACACCCGUCGUCUUACAAUGCGACCAUUUAAAGUACCAGUUCAAAAAAUUCUAUCUUCAGUCGAUCUUCGUCGUUGGCUAACACCAGUUAAAAAUCAAGCGCAAACCGACGCAUGUGCUGCUAAUGCUUUUGCUGGCGCCAUUGAGUAUAUCAUUAAACGUCGAGCCGGUCAUAAUGUUAAUGUUUCAAGGUUAUUUAUUUAUUAUAAUGGUCGAAUGAUCCAACAACGUAGUUUUGAAGUGACUGAUGGCGGAGCAUCAAAACGAACGAUUGCAUUAGGUUUACGAAAAUUUGGUGUGUGUGCUGAAUUUGUUUGGCCUUACGAACGUGCUUAUAUUGAUCAAACGCCUCCAGCUCAUGUUUAUGAAGCCGCAAGUCAAAUAUCAGUUGUAGUUUUAUCGGUUCCACGAACUUUAGCAGCUCUGAAAGCCUGUUUAAGUAAUGAAGUACCGUUUCUCAUCGGAAUUCGUCUAUUACCUCAAGCAACCAAUGAAGCCAAAUACAAUCGUGGUUUCAUAACAAUGCCGAAUCCGAACGAUGCCAACAUAUUAUCUGUUCCUACCCAUGCUGUUCUCGUUGUUGGCUAUGAUGAUCGAACAGGUCACUUUAUAGUGCGAAACUCCUGGGGAGAAGAUUGGGGCCAAAACGGUUAUUUUUAUGUCCCAUAUCAAUACAUGUUGGAAAAUAAUCUUGUCAACGUUGCAGACGGUGUCUGGGCUAUUCCUGAUGUUGUACGUCGUUCAAAAACUCUACCUACUGUUCGUCAAUUGGUACUCUCCGAUCGUGUUGGUGACGCUCGGUAUCAAUAUAAUCCGCACUAUUAUCGACAUGGAUAUACGGUAUAUUAA
Molecule: messenger RNA, 900 nt
Organism: Adineta ricciae
Lineage: Eukaryota; Metazoa; Rotifera; Eurotatoria; Adinetida; Adinetidae
Source: the annotation of a GenBank genome assembly